Molecule: messenger RNA, 1992 nt
Organism: Penicillium cosmopolitanum
Lineage: Eukaryota; Fungi; Ascomycota; Eurotiomycetes; Eurotiales; Aspergillaceae
Product: MoeA C-terminal domain IV
Exons: 5
Coding region: 1-1992 (663 amino acids)
Biological process (GO): molybdenum incorporation into molybdenum-molybdopterin complex; Mo-molybdopterin cofactor biosynthetic process
Cellular component (GO): cytosol; cytoplasm
Molecular function (GO): molybdopterin molybdotransferase activity
Source: RefSeq, a predicted model, not a curated record
AUGCCCUCGCCCCCAUCCUCGCCGCGGAGGGUAAGUGGGAACCCCCCCGCAAUCAAGAUCGUGCCGGACAAUGUGUUCCAGAUCCAGCAGGCCGUUUGCGAGUGGAGCGAUAGUGCCAAUUGGUAUAACCUGAUUCUGCUCAGCGGAGGAACUGGUUUUGCUAUCAAGGAUAACACUCCUGAAGCGGUCUCUCCCCUGAUUCAUCGUCAUGCCCCAGGCCUAGUCCAUGGCAUGAUUGCCGCUUCGCUGAAAGUAACCCCAUGUGAGAUGACAUCACCCUACCCUCCUUGGCAAUUCGUUUGGGAAAUCCCAAGACAUUUGGAAGCCUAUACUAGUUGGAGCCCAAUUGCUGGAGUCCGAGACAAAUCAUUGAUCAUCACCUUACCAGGAUCUCCCAAAGGAGCCAUAGAAAACCUCGAAGCCGUUGUUAAGCUUCUACCACACGCUUGUUUACAAUCAGCCGGCGCCAAUUCACGCAAUAUGCACGCUGCCGGUCUUAAGAGCCUCGAGGCGGAGGCUGGUUCAAAUGACCCUUCUGCUGGUCCUAACCGGAGGUACCGGUCAUCACCUUACCCGAUGCUCUCUGUAGAGGAAGCCCUCAUGCAGAUCAGCGAGCACACUCCCGAGCCUAUUAUCGUCGACGCCCCAGUGAACACGGCCAUUGUGGGAUCUGUCGUGGCUGAAGAUGUUUAUGCAGCAGAGUCAGUCCCAGCAUACAAAGCCAGUAUCGUCGACGGCUACGCCGUCAUUGCCCCAGACUCUACGAACAACGCCCCGAGUACGAAAGGCGUUUUCCCUGUAGCAUCGAUCACUCACGCAAACGUCGGCGGAUCCCUAAAGCCCCUCCAGCCAGGCACCAUCGCUAGAAUUACCACUGGGGCCCCUCUACCUCCCAACGCGAAUGCCGUAGUCAUGGUCGAAGACACUGACUUGGUCUCCUCCACCGCUGAUGGAACCGAAGAAGCCACCGUCGAGAUACUGACCGGAGAUAUCGAGCCUGGCGAGAAUGUCCGCGAGCCCGGCAGCGACGUCCGCCUCGGCGAGAAAAUUCUCACUCGCGGAGAUAUCAUCUCACCCGCCGGUGGUGAGAUAGGGCUACUCGCCUCAACCGGUAUCAGAACAGUCAAGGUCUUUAGAAAGCCUCGAGUCGGCGUCCUAAGCACAGGUGAUGAACUUGUGGAACACGACGACCCAUGCACACUCACUGGCGGCCAGAUCCGCGACUCCAACCGACCCUCACUUCUCUCCUGUCUAUCCUCCUGGGGUUUCCCAACCGUGGACCUGGGAAUCGCGCGCGAUACACCAGCCAGCGAGCUCGAGCAUGCCCUACGAGACUCCCUUCGCGGCGUAGGCCGUGCCUCAUCCAGCGUGGACGUGAUAGUGACUACUGGCGGCGUCUCAAUGGGCGAGCUGGACCUUCUCAAACCAACCAUCGAACGCACUCUCGGCGGCACAAUACACUUCGGCCGCGUCUCCAUGAAACCCGGCAAGCCGACCACUUUCGCAACAAUCCCAUUUAAAGAAGCAGGCGACGGCAACACACAGCAAGAACGCAAAUCAAAACUCAUCUUCUCCCUCCCCGGCAACCCGGCGUCAGCCCUGGUAACUCUCAAUCUAUUCGUCCUGCCAUCGCUGCACAAGCUCUGCGGUCUGGGCGAGAGCUCGCGAGCACUCAGCACAAAGCCCUGGCUGGCACCACAACUCGGCCUGCCCCGCGUAGCCGUGGUUCUGACACACCACUUCCCACUCGAUCCCAAGCGCACGGAGUACCACCGUGCUGUCGUAACCGGAUCACGCUCGGAUGGCCGACUAUAUGCUACCAGUACCGGCGUCGAGGGCGUGGGACAACGAAGUUCGCGCGUCGGUAGUCUCGCCAGCGCAAAUGCACUGGUUGUACUGCGUCCCGGCCGUGGAGUCGGUAUCAAAGGCGAGAUUGUGGAAGCGUUGAUGAUGGGCAGUGUUUACGGUUCGGAUACUCGACUCAUUUGCUAA